Messenger RNA from Neurospora tetraspora, 2254 nucleotides. RefSeq lists its product as uncharacterized. The record is from RefSeq and is a predicted model, not a curated record. The transcript is spliced from 3 exons. The coding region runs from base 1 to 2052 and encodes 683 amino acids. NCBI's taxonomy places the organism in Eukaryota, Fungi, Ascomycota, Sordariomycetes, Sordariales, Sordariaceae.
AUGGUGCACCACUCAAACAGGGAAAAGAGACGAGUCAUCGGCUUGACACUUUCUGAGGAGCUGGUGCCCCUUGGUAACAAGGGCCUUGUGUCAGAACUGAGUUGUCACCUGCUUUGCUCUUUUAAACUCAAAGAGUAUAUCAAGUCAAAGCAAGCGAUGGGGUUCAAGCGAAGGGAUUCCUACCGACCGGGGUCGCGCCGGAACAGCAACGGCCGUGACUCGUCUCGCCCUGCAGGUGGUGGAUCUCAGCCCAGACAUCGACGCAGAUCUAACUCUCAGCAAGCAUCCCCUCCCAGAGGUCCUGCGGCGGGUCGCCCAUGGAAUCACAGUGGACGAAACUUCACUGCUCCUGAUUGGAGUUACCGCCAGCAUGAUGCGUCUCGAUAUGCAGAUCAACGCGCUGAAGGAGUCUCUUCUGGAGCAUUAGGAGAAAUCACCAAUCGGUCUCCCCUCCCAAGCCCCCGGGCCAGGCCUGGUCGUAGUAGGUCGCCUGAUGAAGAUGAUGAAGAUUCACUUUUCGUCAGCAAUGGUCCAGGCCUUGAGUACUUCGAGGACUACGCCGAGCCCGAGCCCGAGCCCGAACCCCUUCCCCGCCCACAACCGACAACGCGACAAACGGAAAACCAGGGUGGACAGUCAGAGUUUCCGGACGCUUUUCACCGACGACCAGAACCGAUCUCUGCCUCACGUAUUGCUUCUGGCAUGUAUUUCCAAGCGAGAGCGAAGCCAAUUCUACCGCCCUUGACGUCCAAACCCAAUCUUGCUCAGACCGGGGAAAACAUCCUUAAGCCUCGAUACAUAUCGACCACCAGCAUCCCAAUUGAGGCACCCACCACCCAACCAGAGACUGCUUCAAAGAAGCCCGUUAGCGCCCCGUCGAAGCCUGGCGCUUCAUCAAAGCCGGUUUCCCCGAAGACUGCUGCGUCUAUGAAGGCUACUGCUCUCGCGAAGGCUGCUGCUCUCUCGAAGGCUGCUGCUCCCUCGAAGGCUGUUGCUCCACCCAAGCCUGGCACUGGCCUGUCUCCCAAGCUCCCUGCUCCCCUCAAUAGGUGUCUAGAAAACGACUCUAGCAGUUCCGCCCCUCAAGUCUCCAAAACUGUGGCCGCGAAGAUGGAGCCAAGUGUCCUCCCUUCUCCUCCAGUCUCGAACAUGAUGACAACAUCAGGAGAAAAGAAAUCCGCAAACCAGGAGCCACAGCAGACCGUUCAUUACCCUAUUCUACCCUCGACAUCCGAUCCACAGCAGAGCGUCCAUUACCCUACUCUACCCUCGACAUCCGAUCCACGCCUUCCCGACCAAUCCAGGCCCGAGAACAAACCUGACAGCAAGCCCGACCCAACCAUAAAUCGCUCCAUCCAGAAACGCAAAGUAGGCGACCCGUUUUCGGCCCACGACCUCAAAAUCAUCUGGAACCAGUGCUUCGAGCAACGUCAAGCUCCCGACCAAUCGCGCCUUGGUCACUUCGCCCUUCCCAUCCCCUCACACUCACUUCACCUCGUCUCUCCCGCGCAGCUGGAGCGAGCCAAGCGAUACGCCAUCCCGGACUUCGUCCGGUUUGAGGUGACGCCGCUGCAGCUCGGCGGUGAGAACUCACGACUGGAUCAAGUCACUGCGAGACUGCUUCACUUAGAUCCUGCUCAGGCCAUGGGCCAGAAUACUACUCCCGCCUAUCACAAACUCCAGUUACGACCUUCCACAUCCCAAACAGACGGUCUCGCCUGGCCUGUCUUGCGGGCCAUGCAACUCGGUUGGGAGUUGACGGCGCGGUGGUACAAGGAGGUCAUCGUCGAUCAGGGAUGGCUCUUCAUCGUGGAGGGUGCGAAAAAGGAGAGAGAGCCAGAUGCCAUGGACAUCGAUGAUGAGAACGACCAGGUCACCACCUCUCACGACAGCAACGCUGGUACCGGCACAGGGCUUGGUGACUUUGUCGCCAAUGAACUGAAGAAAAACGUGGCGAAGACGAAGCUCAGCCGAGACGAACCUAAGGGCUCUGCGGAUAUCGACGACGAGAUCGGACGUUGGCUCAACCACGUUUGGAGAGGACAGAAUUAAGCACUGGGCAAAGAGGGACGUCCACAAUCAUCUGGUGCCUUCGAGGUUCCAGCGGACAUUGCUGCAAGGUGCAGCCAGCUCUUUGACAUAUCACCCGAACACAAGGGUAUAGGCUGUCUCAUUGGCAUACCAUUCUCAUGGUUACUUGCGUUCUUCAAGCAGUACACUUUUCAUCACUCUGAUGACUUUCUGUUGCUUUCUG